This is a messenger RNA of Chara braunii, 997 nucleotides long. The record is from the annotation of a GenBank genome assembly. NCBI's taxonomy places the organism in Eukaryota, Viridiplantae, Streptophyta, Charophyceae, Charales, Characeae.
GGACGAAGUAACAAGGAGGUGGAGCGCCACCAAGCGGACACUGCACGAAGAGAUUACAAGAUGUCGAAUGCUGAUCAACGAGACGGAGGGGUAGCCGGCGGGGGUGGACAGGAUGACCGAAGGCGAUAUAGGCCUCCGACUUGUUUUGCAUGCAACGAAGCUGGGCACUAUGCGAAUCAGUGCCCGAACCGUGCUCCGCGGCACCAACACCAAUCUAGACCAUCGACCUCGUCGGAUUUACGAGGGUCUCGGUCGCCGAGGAGAUAUGACUCUCGAAGGACAAGGGACUCACCGGAGAGGGACUUGGGGAUUAGGGCGACGGUGAUGAAGUUGAGCAAGUCGGUUACAGCCAUGCACAAGUAUGUUGAGCAGCAGAACCUGAAGAAGGAGGAGAAGGAGCGUAGAAAGCGUGAAAAGAAGGAGGCAGCAGAACGGGAAGAAGCCGAGAAAGUGAGACAAGAGGAGAAGGAGGCACGUGCGACAGAGAAAGCUCGUAAGCGCGCAGAAGAGCAGAACAAAGUUGCGGACGCCGAAAGGGAGCGACGUGCGCAAAUGAAGAAGGACGUUGAUAUUUCAGUUGCAGUCCGACUGAAUGAGAUGGAGGAAAGCUGGUUCCAGAGAUUACAUAGUAUGAUUGGACCGCUAUACUCCACAUCUGACAAGAAGGGCAAGAAGAAAGUUGCAUAUGUCUCGAGCCAGGAGUCUAGCGACGAGAGCGAGGCGAGUGACACGAGUGUCACGCAAGAAUUGAGUGAGCGUACCUCGAUGUUGCAUAUUUCCGAGAAGCGCAAACAGGGACCCGAUGUUGAGAUUGAGGACAACCCUCCGAUGGAGAAACCGCCGAAGCGAACGCCGAAGCAGGGUGGACUAAAGCCUGUGAAACUAACUGCACGCAUGACUCGGACGAAAGCACGGAGACUGUCUGGCAAGAUGUAGUUGAGGAAGAACCCUGGGCGAUCACCAACGGUCAGAUCGCUAGUAAAAACGCCGGUAUCCA